AUGCAAGUCGAUUUUUCUCAAAUCUGAGCAGAUUGGAAUUUAAGGAUAGCUGGAUAAACUUCAAGGAUGUUCGAAAUUUACCCGCGUUUGUGAAAUUGAGAACAAAAAUAAGGGUUGGUUGGAAUGUUUUCAAACAUAUAUUGGUCAGAUUAUUCGGCUAGUACCAUUUUCGAAAGAACGAAAUGAAUAUAUUAUCUACAUUGAAAACGAAGAAAACUGUAUCGCGACUAAAAUAAACAAAAACCUGAAUAGACGGAAUAACUUUUGAUCACUAUUACCGAAUGUGCUUUUAAUUUAUGAAAAAAAUUCGGAGGUAUGAAAAAAAGCCAGCGAAUUUUUGGAACGGCGACUUUUACGAUUUUUUUCGUAUCGAUAGGGAGCUUUCCGACGGCAACCUUUCCGCCGAAUCUCUUUCCGACUUUUUUUCUCUAAUAUUUUUUUCGGUUUAUAAAACACCCUUUACAAUUCUUUUUUUCUUCUUUGUGUUUUUAAAACAUGAAUAACUUGCCUACUUUAUAUGAGAAGAUUUAAAACGAACAGUUUAUCGAGAAAAAAAUUUCUUCAGAAAGUUCCCUAGCGACAUGAAAAAAAUCGGAAAAAGUCGUCGUUCGAAUUUUUCGCUGGUCUUUUUUUCAUACCACUAAAAAAAUUCUAUCCAAACUCUUGGUUUUUUUAACUGAAAAUAAUUCUUGGCUAUUUCAAGUUACACUAAAAUUAAAGAAACAUCAAAAACUAAAUCGAAUCAAAAAAUUUCAACACUUCAACUAAACGUCUUUCAGUAAUCUUAUUUUCCAAAAGUUUCGGAAAGUUAGGAAAGAAAUUCUGCGGUUUAUGAAAAACUCAUUAGAAAAAUUACUAAUCGUGACUGAAUCAGGUUAAAAAAGAAAGGACAAAAAAUGAACAAAAUAAAAAAUAUAAAAAUUGAAAUUUUCAAAAAAAUCGUCGAGCGCGGGCUCGCGAGCUGUGCAUGCAGCCUCAAGCAAUACAGUAACUCAUUUAAGACAAAAAUUUGAAGCGAAGUAUUUUUCAGGCGAUCGAAGAGCACAAAAUAGCAGCAUGCGUUGUCCCCAAAACAAUGUCAACAGCCACAGGAGCAGCCUUGUGUCAUUUGAGAAAAAAAGAUAACAAUAAUUGGUUACAUUACCCGUGAGUUUAGGAAUCUCAUCAUCACUAAUCUAAGAUUUUUAAUUUCAAGGCACUGUGAUGAUCAAAUAGUACAUACUUCUCUGCAGUCUUUUCAAGAAAACUUCAAACUGAAUAAAAAUUAUUCCGAUUGGGACAUCUGGUUCGUUAAAAGACAUCCAAUCGACCGCUUCAUAUCAGGAUUUAUAGAUCGUUGCAUAAGGUAACAGAUCAAAAACUUGCAGUUCCAAAAGUUCAGAAAUAUGUAGGCUUGGUCACAAUUGUCAUGGUUGCGGCUUUGAUAUCGCAUGUUAUGUCAAAAAACUCUACGAGAAACUAGAAAUUGUGGUGAAUCAUCCACAAGACAUUCACAUCGACGAUUUCCAUGUCGCCCCGCAGAACUGGUCAGUCUGAUGUUGUCAAGUGCUGAGAAAAAAAAAAGUUUGAGGUUCUGCCAGAUGGAACAAAAUCUCAAUCGGUUGAAUUUUCUCCGAUAUUCAUCAGACUCGACCGAAACCUUUCUACUCGACUUGACAGCAGCGUUAAAGGAAGAAAAGGUUCGAAGAAAUUUUUUUUGCUCAAAAAAUUUCAAAUUAUGCAACAGACUAGUGAGACGAAAAUUUUCUCUGUUAAUUUGAUUCGAGGCUUUUGCGCCUUCCAAAACCCUGAAAGCGAUCUAACCAAUAUCUCAUCAUGUUUGUCUUACCAUGUUACCAUGGUUGGAAGAAAUUGAAUCAUAACUUCAAAAAAAGAUACGGCCAGGCAAUGAUCAAGAUGAAGUUGUUGAAGAGAUUAAAGUAUUUGAACAUCAUCAUAUCGUCAUCUUAACAUUUUUCAUCGAUUUUUUCGAAGUGGUUCGAUAUCAGGUAAACCCUUCGACAAUCCGUCACAUCGGAGCACAAAUCUCCUCGAGAAGUGCCUCACACGAAACAAAAUCCUCUAGAAUCCGGCCUUUUCUUGAAAACCUCAUCAACUCCCGCAAAGAUCUCCAACAGACUCUUCAGGCAAUUUACUACUGGGAUUUUGUGUUACUCGACUAUCCGCUCAUAUGA
Caenorhabditis auriculariae is the source of this 2174-nucleotide messenger RNA. The record is from the annotation of a GenBank genome assembly. NCBI's taxonomy places the organism in Eukaryota, Metazoa, Nematoda, Chromadorea, Rhabditida, Rhabditidae.